GAUGGUCAAACCAGGAAAAUUUGAGGAGGAAGCCGAGUUGCAUUUUGCAUAUAAAGCCAUGAUGUUCCAUAAUGCAAAUGAAAUGAAUAACACCAACUCCAACUUCCACCCAACCAUGUCUCGUCUUCUUCCUCUCCUUCUCUUCCUUAUCCUUCUCCGAUUCUCGCCUCCCUCCGCCGCCGCAGAUUCCGUCUACACCCAAUUUCUCCAGUGCUUCCAAUCCAACUCCGACACCUCUAAUGGAGUCUCCGACAUAGUCUUCUCUCGCCAAAAUGCUUCUUACACUUCGGUUCUUCGGGCUUAUAUCCGAAACGCCCGUUUCAACACCUCCUCAGCGCCCAAGCCUGUGAUAAUCGUCACUCCAUUCACCGAAUCCCAUGUCCAAUCCGCUGUCAUUUGCUCCAAGAAGCUCGGCAUUCAACUCAAAAUCCGAAGUGGGGGCCACGAUUAUGAGGGUAUCUCCUAUGUUUCCGAUGUUGAGUUCAUCGUUCUCGACAUGUCCAAUCUUCGCGCGGUUACCGUCGAUGUUGCCGACAAAUCGGCGUGGGUUCAAGCUGGAGCCACACUCGGAGAAGUGUACUACGGAAUUUGGGAGAAGAGUAAGGUUCUAGGCUACCCGGCUGGGAUUUGUCCAACUGUCGGCGUUGGCGGACAUAUUAGCGGCGGCGGCUACGGCAACAUGCUCCGGAAGUACGGACUCUCUGUUGACCAAAUUCUUGAUGCUCGGAUUGUCGAUGUGAAGGGCAGAAUCCUCGAUUCCAAGUCUAUGGGGGAGGAUCUUUUCUGGGCCAUUAGCGGCGGCGGAGGAGCCAGUUUUGGGGUCGUCCUCGCCUACAAAAUCCGGCUGGUUCCAGUGCCGGAGACGGUCACCGUCUUCCGAGUCGAAAGAACCCUGGAACAGAACGCCGCUGACUUGGUGGUCAGAUGGCAAGAAGUGGCUCCGUCCACCGACGAGAAUCUGUUCAUGAGGCUACUCUUACAGCCAGUUUCCAGUAAAGUGAAGAAGGGGACUCGAACAGUCAGAGCCUCAGUCGUGGCCUUGUUCCUCGGGAAAUCGGAAGAAGUCGUUUCCUUGUUGGGAAAAGAAUUCCCCGAAUUGGGGUUGCAGAAAGAGAACUGUAUCGAACUUAGUUGGAUCGACUCUGUUCUUUGGUGGGGUAAUUUCGAUAACGGAACUUCACCCAAAGCUCUACUCGACCGCAAUCUCGAUUCAUCAGGGUUUCUCAGAAGGAAAUCGGAUUACGUUCAGACACCCAUUUCCAGAGAUGGGUUGGAUUGGUUGUACAAGAAGAUGAUCGAAAUCGGCAAAACAGGGCUUGUUUUCAACCCCUAUGGCGGAAAGAUGAGCGAAAUUCCAUCUACAGCGACCCCAUUUCCUCACCGAGCAGGGAAUCUGUACAAGAUCCAGUACUCAGUGAACUGGAACGAACCAGGGCCGGAGGCAGACCAGGAGUUUGUGAAGCAAAUAAGAAGGCUGUACAGUUACAUGACCCCCUUUGUGUCGAAGAAUCCAAGACAAUCCUUCCUGAACUACAGAGAUUUGGACAUUGGCACCAACAACAACAACAAGAACAGCUUCGAGGAUGGGAAGGUUUAUGGAUUGAAGUACUUCGGGGAGAAUUUCGAUAGGCUGGUGAAGGUGAAGACGGCUGUGGAUCCAGAGAAUUUCUUCUGGAAUGAACAGAGUAUUCCAACUCUUUCAAAGCUCCAGUCUUCUGGUUUGAGUUGGAGUAGAAGAAGUUGGAGGCCGACCAUGGUGGCCAUCAUCAUGGUUACACCACAGCUUUUGUAAACCCACAAAGGAAUGACUACAGGGAGUGGGGUUCCACAACGAA
Cucurbita moschata (crookneck pumpkin) is the source of this 1835-nucleotide messenger RNA. RefSeq names its product berberine bridge enzyme-like 21. The transcript has 2 exons. Gene Ontology annotation, molecular function: oxidoreductase activity; FAD binding. Bases 2 to 1792 code for a protein of 596 amino acids. NCBI's taxonomy places the organism in Eukaryota, Viridiplantae, Streptophyta, Magnoliopsida, Cucurbitales, Cucurbitaceae. The record is from RefSeq and is a predicted model, not a curated record.